Molecule: messenger RNA, 206 nt
Organism: Paraglomus occultum
Lineage: Eukaryota; Fungi; Glomeromycota; Glomeromycetes; Paraglomerales; Paraglomeraceae
Source: the annotation of a GenBank genome assembly
UCGAUCGCGUCCGUGGAGCCAAGUUACCCCCAGGAAACCUGAAACUACAUACACUCGAGGAAGCAUACACGACUGAUAAUUGGAUAGUGAGAAUAUACAAAGUUAAACCAUUAGAUAACCUUGGCAGGACUUUACAACAGGCUGCUGCGUUUGGGGAGGGAAAGAAAAGAAGAGCAAAGAGCAAAAGACGAAGCGGGAAUAAUUAA